GCUGUCAAGCCACCGUCACAACUCACUAGCCACAGAAAUUGCACGCCACUUCUGAUUCGACCUCUAUUCAUGCAAGAACAUGUGGAAUUCAAACACCCAUAUACUAAGUGGACAACAAAACCAGCAGAAUGAAAUUUAUUGCUUCGUGAUUCUCCAUUUCCCUCAAGGAUUGAUACAAUCUUAAAUUUGCCCAGUAUGAGUGGGAGGCUGCUAUCGGCGAGGCUUCUGCCCGCAGCUCAACGUAUCAACUCACAAUCUGCCAGACAUUUCCAUCACAAGGCGGUAUCUACCGCUGGUGGUCUACUCAGAUCAGAAUCCGCCGUUCGUAUUGCAAGGGGGAGAUUAUGGCCAGCAGGACAUACGCCAUUUUCAAAUGCUGUGGUCGUUCGAAAUGCUUCAUUUGUUCGCAUUCUACCAAACAUAUUGUUAAAGUUUGCAAGAAUACCUGCUCUUUUCGCUGGAGUGACUGUUGGUGGUUUAGCAUAUAUCCAAUACCAGGCUGCCCAGGCUGGUAAUUAUGUUGCUGACAUUUUCAACCAAACAACGAAUACUGUGUCUGGCGUAGCAGGAGGUCUGUUUGGCAGUGCAAAAGAUAUUGCAAGUCAAACACGAGAAGGAUGGGAGAAAACGAAAGAAUCUGUUGAGUUGCCGGAGUGGAUGCAAAAGGUAUUACGGAUUCAUGAAGAGAUUGGAGAAGGAAAUGGUGGUGGAGGUGGGGGAGGGGGCCCUGGCGGGGAACCACCCAAACAAAGUAGAAUGGGAGCUGCGGCUGCAGGAGGAAGUGCUGCCGCCUACGGAUAUGACCAAUAUUCAGAAGACGACAGAUCUCCAGCAGUCGCUGCCCGAGAUGAUCAAAUGAUGGUUUUGACCAAAAAAAUGAUUGAGAUCAGAACUAUAUUGCAGACUGUGGGACAGUCAAAUGCUCUUACUUUACCAUCAAUAGUUGUGAUUGGUUCACAAUCAUCGGGGAAAAGCUCUGUGCUAGAGGCAAUCGUAGGACAUGAAUUCCUACCCAAGGGCUCAAAUAUGGUUACACGACGGCCCAUAGAGUUGACCCUCGUCAACACCCCUGAUUCACAAGCGGAAUAUGGAGAAUUUCCUGCUCUUGGUCUAGGAAAGAUUACCGACUUCUCACAUAUCCAGAGGACAUUGACGGAAUUGAAUUUGGCCGUUCCUGACACAGAAUGUGUUUCCGAUGACCCAAUUCAGUUGACCAUCUCGUCACCCCAUGUUCCUGAUUUAUCCCUCAUCGAUCUUCCUGGAUAUAUCCAGGUUGUUGGUGAAGAUCAACCUUUGCAAUUGAAGCAGAAAAUAGCCGAUUUGUGCGACAAGUACAUUCAGCCUCCCAAUGUCAUUCUUGCUAUAUCUGCUGCAGACGUGGAUUUAGCCAACUCAACUGCUUUGCGAGCAAGCCGAAGAGUUGAUCCACGAGGUGAACGUACCAUUGGCGUCAUCACAAAGAUGGACUUGGUAGAUCCUGCCAGAGGAGUCUCCAUCCUCAAUGAUCGAAAAUACCCCUUAAGACUUGGUUAUGUUGGUGUUGUGUCACGAGCACCACAACAAUCACAAACUAGAUCAUUGUUCAAAGCAGGAAAUGGAAGCAUCUCAGAAGCCAUCAUCAAGAAUGAGCACGCAUUCUUCUCAUCUCAUCCUAUGGAGUAUGGACCUGAUGCCGGACUAAAUGUUGGCACUACCACUCUCCGUAAGAAGCUUAUGCAUGUACUCGAACAAACCAUGGCGGCGAGUCUUCAGACUACUAGCGAUGCCAUCCACCAAGAGCUUGAAGAAGCGACUUAUGAGUUCAAGGUCCAAUAUAACGACCGUCCUCUAUCUGCAGAAUCUUACCUUGCCGAGAGUCUCGACGCUUUCAAGCAUUCAUUCAAGGAAUUUGCCGAAACUUUUGGACGACCACAAGUUCGUGAGAUGCUAAAGGAAGAGCUUGAUCAGCGAGUGUUAGAUCUUCUCGCAGCACGUUACUGGAACAGACCUAUUUCGGAUCUUUCACCUUCAUCACCAGAACCCAACACACUAGCCGAGCUCCCAACAGCUGACCCCGACUCCCUAUUCUGGCAUCGUAAACUUGAUGCCUCUACCUCUGCCCUCACAAAACUUGGUAUUGGCCGUCUUGCAACUCAAGUUGUAGCCAAUGCAAUCCAAAGCCAUGUUGAUCGUUUAAUAUCUCAAUCGACGUUUGCAGCUCACCCAUUUGCUCGUCAAGCUAUCACCGAUGCUGCAGCUGGCAUUUUGAAUGAGAGGUUCUAUAGCACAAGUGAUCAAGUUGAGAACUGCAUAAAGCCAUAUAAGUUUGAAAUCGAUGUUGAAGAUAGUGAAUGGUCACGGGGCAGAGAAAAUGUUACGUCUGUGUUGAAGAAUGAGCUCAAAGCUUGUGAAGAUGCAUCUAAGAACUUAGAGCAACAUGUUGGUGGAAGAAAGAAGUUGAGAGAUGUAAUGAGCUUUGUGGAUAAAGCUCGAAAAGGUGAAAUUAUUGUUGAUGGCGACGCUAGUGGUGCUGGUGGAUUCAGUUCUGCUUUAUUACAAAAAGGUCGUGAAGCGGUCUUCCUCCGCGAUCGCUCCACCCUCCUUGCCCUUAGACUCAAAGCUCUAAAAUCCACCCAAUGCGCCUCCCUCAAAAACAAGUACUAUUGUCCCGAAGUCUUCCUCGACGUCGUCUCCACCAAACUUACUUCUACUGCCGUUCUCUUCUUAAAUGUCGAGCUUCUCUCCGAAUUCUUCUACCAAUUCCCCAGAGAAUUGGAUCAAAGAUUAGGCAGAGGUUUAACAAAAGAAGAAGUUGAGAAAUUUGCGAGGGAGGAUAAGAAGGUCGAGAGACAUCUAGAAGUUAUUAGGAGGAAAGAGUUAUUGGAGUUGGUCCUGGGGAAAAUGGAAGGCUUGAGGGAUUUACGCGAGUUGGAUAACGGGGAAGCAAGAAGGCCUCAGAGGGGCCCCAAGAAUGGGAGAGGAGGACCUGGAAAGGAGGGUGUGAGGGGCCCUGGUGGGAAAGAAAAUGGAAGGGGUGGAUGGAGUUUGUUUUAGUUGAUAGAACGUUUUGGCGAAAAUGGAAUGUGAAAGGGAGGUUGGAUUGAUGAAGAAUUCUUAGCAGGCGAGCAAGCGAAAGCAACGAAUGAUUGCGGCGUUAGGGAUCGAUUGAAAAGGAAUAGUACGAAAAUGUUGUAUAUCCUUGUUUGGGUUGAUAUUUGUUUGGUGGUGGUGGUUGUCGAGGAGAUACCUAUUCCUUUAUCCACUCUACAUGACAUGAUGAAUGCAACGACUUUUUUUUUGCAAUAUUCUCA
Botrytis cinerea B05.10 is the source of this 3290-nucleotide messenger RNA. RefSeq lists its product as hypothetical. Gene Ontology annotation, cellular component: membrane; cytoplasm; microtubule. Lineage: Eukaryota; Fungi; Ascomycota; Leotiomycetes; Helotiales; Sclerotiniaceae. The record is from RefSeq and is a predicted model, not a curated record. Gene Ontology annotation, molecular function: GTPase activity; GTP binding; microtubule binding. The transcript is spliced from 3 exons. The coding region runs from base 196 to 3033 and encodes 945 amino acids.